Centrocercus urophasianus (Greater sage-grouse) is the source of this 1279-nucleotide messenger RNA. It is a transcript of the gene LHX6, whose product is annotated as LIM homeobox 6. Gene Ontology annotation, molecular function: RNA polymerase II transcription regulatory region sequence-specific DNA binding; DNA-binding transcription factor activity, RNA polymerase II-specific. Bases 1 to 1200 code for a protein of 399 amino acids. Gene Ontology annotation, cellular component: nucleus. The record is from RefSeq and is a predicted model, not a curated record. The transcript has 10 exons. Gene Ontology annotation, biological process: forebrain neuron development; neuron differentiation; regulation of transcription by RNA polymerase II. NCBI's taxonomy places the organism in Eukaryota, Metazoa, Chordata, Aves, Galliformes, Phasianidae.
AUGGGAACCGAGCGAUUACUUCAAGAGGCCCGGGCGGUUUAUAUAGGGUGCCCCGCGCUCGCCCGGCGCAUGGAACCGCAGCCGCCCUCUCCCGCUCUCUCCCGCAAGGUGAUGCCGCCGGAGCCGCUGCCCAAAGCUACCGCCCGCUGCCUCGACCCGCACGGCCGCGCCAUGUCGCAGCCCGACGGGGAGCCGCUGCCCGCAGCGCUGGAGAAGGAGGACGCCCGCUCGGCGCCCAGCACCCCCUCCACGCCGUCCGUCUGCUCCCCGCCGUCCUCGUCCUCCUCCUCCACGCCGUCGGCCGGCAAGAACGUGUGCUCCAGCUGCGGGCUGGAGAUCCUCGACCGGUACCUGCUGAAGGUGAACAACCUCAUCUGGCACGUCCGCUGCCUCGAGUGCUCCGUGUGCCGGACCUCGCUGCGGCAGCAGCACAGCUGCUACAUCAAGAACAAGGAGAUCUUCUGCAAGAUGGACUACUUCAGCCGUUUUGGUACCAAGUGCGCCCGCUGCGGCCGGCAGAUCUACGCCAGUGAUUGGGUGCGGCGGGCGCGCGGCAAUGCCUACCACCUGGCCUGCUUCGCCUGCUUCUCCUGCAAGAGGCAGCUCUCCACGGGCGAGGAGUUCGGCUUGGUGGAGGAGAAGGUGCUGUGCCGGAUCCACUAUGACACCAUGAUAGAGAACCUCAAGCGAGCAGCAGAAAAUGGCAAUGGGAUCACACUGGAGGGGGCCGUGCCCUCAGAGCAGGACAGCCAGCCAAAGCCAGCCAAAAGGGCCCGCACCUCCUUCACCGCUGAGCAGCUGCAGGUCAUGCAGGCACAGUUUGCUCAGGACAACAACCCCGAUGCACAAACUCUUCAGAAACUCGCAGACAUGACGGGGCUGAGUCGGAGAGUCAUUCAGGUUUGGUUCCAGAACUGCCGAGCCCGCCAUAAAAAACACACUCCCCAGCACACGGUGCCGCCCUCGGGGCCCCCCCCGCCCCGCAUCCCCUCCUCCCUCGCCGAGGACAUCCACUAUUCGCCCUUCAGCAGCCCGGAGAGGGCCCGCAUGGUGACACUGCAUGGAUACAUUGAGAGUCAGGUACAGUGUGGACAAGUGCACUGUAGACUUCCCUACACGGCUCCUCCAGUGCACCUCAAAGCAGACAUGGAAGGACCGCUAUCGAAUAGGGGCGAGAAGGUCAUCCUCUUUCAGUACUGACUCCGCAAGCUCUUCCUCGCCUGCCCAUGGCGCUCCCAGCACCACUGCCCCUCAGUCGCUGAAACGCAGUGUCCAGCCC